UUGCUAAAGAAUGUUAAAACAAUUAAGCGUCUGUGUCAUUUAAGGUUUUAUUUUCUUCCAUAUUUUUCUUUUUUCUUUUUGGGUUUCAGUUUCAGGCCACAAAUCCAGGCUAAGGCAAAUGCGCUGCACGAAAACAUUUUUUCUUUUUUAUUCGCUGAUUCCCCUACCUGGGUUUCUUUAUUGUUCUCGUCUGGAUAUUCAUAUAUUUAGUUUAUAUUAAAGUUUAUCCAACGUCAACAAUAUCGUCAUCAUUGUCCCAUUCAGGUUUUUCUUUUUCUUUUCUUUUUUUUAUAAAAUUCUGAUCCACGUUUUAGGUGAUCAUGCCUGCAAUAUGCUGUGGUUUCACACCAAUGUUCUUUGGCUCCAAAGCCGUAAAACUUGUCCAGGGAAAAUCCUCUCAGAUAUCAAAGGUAUACAACAAGCAAAAGACAGGGAAGGGCUCCAAGCAGGAUAAUUCACCUCAUUUAGCAUGCAACUUCAUUCUGAUGAUGGAGCUUAGGAAAAAAAUUAUUACAUUUAGAGACAUCAUUGAUUUACCACCUUGUAAUACCGCUUUAUCCACAGAUCAGAUGAUAAUAGGGACAAUGCAAGAUCUCCAUAAAUAUUACCCUGAAAGUAUACCCCGAAUCCGUAGGUCAAAACUCAAAAGAUUACCUAUUGACAAGAUUCUGGUCUACUUCUGCAAGGCAUUGCAAGAGCUUGCAGACGUAUCAAAUAUGAGCGGUGCAGGGAUAGACAAAUGCAAGUUAGAUAUAACUGACAAUGAAGGCUGCAACGAAGUUGAAAAACUUGUUGAAAUUACUGUAACGACACUGAAUGGUUUGAUUAAAAUAGCAAGAGAGAAAGCUGAUAUGGUUAAUGAAGAUGGAGAAAACAAGGGUUUAUGUCCAAAGGCUAAAACUUAUUCAGAAAACAGCUAUGGCUGCCCUUCACCAACUUCAGUGCUUCCUGAGUUGAUGGAUCCCCCUCUAAAAUCUUAUGCAUCACCUCUUUUGUUAUCUGUCAACGUUCAAGCAGUGGGAAAACUGAGCCCCAUUGAUUUGAAGCGUCUCAAAUUACACAUGCUUCCUGAUAUGGGAGACGAUGUUCCCUACUUGAAGCAAAACAAGGUUAUGAUUAAGGAACAAGAUGAAGAAAUUGAUGAAACCAGAGAUUCCAAAUCUCAAGGUGAGGCUUUAGAGGAUCCAGUUUCCGGUUCAGACAAUGCAGCCGGUUGUGAUACGACAACAGAUGGAAGCAAUGCAGCACCACCAACGCCGCCAUCAGAGGUGAAACCUCCCGAGUUGUGCGGAGACGUGGAAGCGGCUGAAGAUAAACCCGUAUCUCCGCCACCAGCAACACCAGCAGAAGUUUUAUCCCCAAUUACACCACCACCACCACCACCACCUCCGCCACCGCCACAGCUGCCAACACCACCUCCCUCGCAGCCUAAUUUAGUAUCAAGAAAACCACCAAUACCACCUCCUCCACCACCCCAACCAAAUGCAGAAGCUUCAAAACCACCUUCAGUAGCAAAAGAACCAGAGUUGCACUCACCAGGAGCACCUUUGCCACCACCUCCACCACCACCACCAGAAGCGCCAUCGAAGUCGAAUAUGGUGGAAACAGUAGCACCAGUUUCGCCACCACCACCUGCACCUCCUGUUGUGGCGAAAGGAACGCCACCAGUUUUACCACCACCACCUCCUGUGCCUAGAAGUGCAUCAUUACCACCCCCACCACCUCCUAUUCAUAGAACUGCAUCAUUACCACCACCACCACCACCACCUAUGACACCUUCAAAUGGAUCAGGACCAAUGCCACCGCCUCCACCGAUACCCGGAUCGGCGGCGAAUGGAGCUGCUCCACCGCCUCCUCCACCUGGUUCCAUGCGCCUCAAGAAAGCAACUACUAGAUUGAAGAGAUCAAGUCAUAUGGGUAAUCUAUAUCGGAAUCUCAAGGGCAAAGUAGAAGGAGUUCCAAAGCGAGGCCCCGGAGCAGCUAAUGGUGGGAAAAAGAGUGGAGGUGGAAACAGCGGCGGUGGGAAACAACAAGGAAUGGCUGAUGCAUUAGCAGAGAUGACCAAGAGAUCAACUUACUUCAUACAAAUCGAAGAAGAUGUUCAGAAAUAUGAAAAAUCAAUCAAAGAGCUCAGAACUUCCAUCAGUACAUUCAAAACCGCUGACAUGUCUGAGUUAAUUAAGUUCAACAAACACGUGGAAUCCAUUCUCGAGAAAUUAACGGAUGAAACACAGGUUCUCGCAAGGUUUGAAGGAUUUCCCGGAAAAAAGUUAGAAGCUUUAAGGACAGCAUCGGCACUUUACUCCAAGUUAGAAUCGAUGUUGAAUGAACUAGAAAAUUGCAAGAUAGAGCCUCCUUUGGGUCAGCUUCUUGAGAGGGUUGAACGUUGCUUCGACAGGAUCAAAAAGGAAGUAGACUCCCUGGAGCGAACCAAGGAUGAAGAAGCCAAGAAAUUAAAAGGCCACAACAUCGAAUUUGACUUCCAAAUUCUUGUACGGAUCAAAGAAGCAAUGGUUGAUGUUUCCUCCAACUGCAUGGAGUUGGCACUGAAGGAGAGAAGAGAAGCAAAGUUGACGGCAAAUGAAAAGUCGAAGACCAAAGGUGAAGGGCCAAAGAAAGUAUGCAGUAAAAUGCUGUGGAGGGCAUUCCAAUUCGCUUUCCGGGUUUACACAUUUGCAGGCGGACAUGAUGAUCGUGCAGACAAGCUGACCCGAGAAUUGGCUCAUGAAAUUGAGACUGACCCUGAACAUCAGCAGUAGGUGUGUUACCUAUGUGUGAAACUUGAGAAAUCGAAUUUCUUUGUAAAUUAAAGCUACAUUUGUUCAAUUUGUGAUUUUGAUGGACUAGGAAAUUGAAAACUGCAGGCUUUAAAGAAACCGCCGAACUCCCCUUCUCAAUACUCUAAAAUAAUUUCUUUCAUAGAUGUUGUUUCGCUUACUUCAAUAAAGCACUCAAAUUCCUUUGUUUUU
Molecule: messenger RNA, 2969 nt
Organism: Gossypium raimondii (Peruvian cotton)
Lineage: Eukaryota; Viridiplantae; Streptophyta; Magnoliopsida; Malvales; Malvaceae
Product: chromatin-remodeling ATPase INO80
Exons: 9
Coding region: 321-2759 (812 amino acids)
Biological process (GO): chloroplast organization
Cellular component (GO): chloroplast outer membrane
Source: RefSeq, a predicted model, not a curated record